Dictyostelium discoideum AX4 is the source of this 1077-nucleotide messenger RNA. RefSeq lists its product as hypothetical. The record is from RefSeq and is a predicted model, not a curated record. Gene Ontology annotation, molecular function: hydrolase activity, acting on ester bonds. The coding region runs from base 1 to 1077 and encodes 358 amino acids. Gene Ontology annotation, biological process: lipid metabolic process. Lineage: Eukaryota; Evosea; Eumycetozoa; Dictyosteliales; Dictyosteliaceae. The transcript is spliced from 2 exons.
AUGAAAAAAAAAAUAUUAAUUUUAUUUUUUUUUUUAAUAUUAUCAACUUUAUUUAAUUUUGUUCAAUCAGAAAUAAAUACACUAUUUGAUCCAGAUUUUAAUUUAAAUAUUUCACAAUUUAUUCAAAAACAUGGUUAUCCUGUAGAAAAUCAUUUUGCCACUACAAAAGAUGGUUAUAUUAUAUCACUUCAGCGUAUACCAAAUGGUAAAAAAAUAAUAAAUAAUAAUAAAAAGUUAAAAGCAUCAGUUAUAUUACAACAUGGUUUAGAAGAUAUUGGUACAACUUGGGUAAUUCAAGAGAAUGAUUAUCAAAGUUUAGGAUUUAUUCUAGCAGAUGAAGGAUAUGAUGUUUGGAUUAGUAAUGUUAGAGGUACUAGAUAUAGUAAUAAACAUUUGAAAUAUAAUGUUAAUGAUGUAGAAUAUUGGAAUUUUACAUUUGAUGAAAUGAGUGAAUUCGAUUUACCUUGUGUAGUUGAUUAUGUUAUUAAUGUAACUGGAAAUGAUAAAGUGAAUUAUAUUGGUCAUAGUCAAGGUACAACAAUGGGAUUCAUUGGAUUUAAAGAAGGUAGUGAAUUAACGAAAAAGAUAAACACAUUUUUUGCAUUGGCACCAGUAACAAGAGUAACACAUUGUAAAAGUGUAUUAUUAAAUUUAAUUUCCCAAUUAAGUAUUGGUGAAAUUGUUAAUUUAGUUGGUAUAAAAUCAUUUCCAAUGGACAUACAACCACUAAGGGUAUUGCUAUUACCAUCGGUUUGUAGUAUUACACCAUUUGCAUGUACAACUUCAUUAAGAUUACUUUUCGGCAGUGAUGAUGGUGAUGAUGGUGAUUUCAGUUCAAAUUUAAAUCAAACUAGAUUACCAAUAAUUUUAUCACAAUCACCAGGUGGAACAUCAACAAAAAAUAUGAUUCAUUGGUCUCAAAAUUUUAAGAAAGGUUUUCAAAAAUUUGAUUAUGGUUCAUCACAUGAAAAUUUCAUUCAUUAUUCUCAAUCAACACCACCAAAAUAUAAUAUUACAAACUUUUCAAAAACAAUACCAACAUUUCUUUUCACUGGUGGUAAUGAUACUAUCAACUAA